Molecule: messenger RNA, 3547 nt
Organism: Phyllostomus hastatus (greater spear-nosed bat)
Lineage: Eukaryota; Metazoa; Chordata; Mammalia; Chiroptera; Phyllostomidae
Gene: KCNC4
Product: potassium voltage-gated channel subfamily C member 4
Exons: 4
Coding region: 584-2455 (623 amino acids)
Biological process (GO): protein homooligomerization; potassium ion transmembrane transport
Cellular component (GO): dendrite membrane; axon; neuronal cell body membrane
Molecular function (GO): delayed rectifier potassium channel activity; protein binding
Source: RefSeq, a predicted model, not a curated record
CCGCGGAGCUCCGGCUGCCGUGAGAGCGUCGGCCCGGCCCCGGCAGCCGGUCGGAAGACUUGUUGCUGCUGCGCUGCCGCCGCCACCGCGGGGAAGCCGGCCGCUACCGGGGCUCGGCGCGGUCGGGGAGCCAGAAGGUGGCCCGUGUGAGUGUGAGCGCGCGCGCGCCCCGGAGCCUCGCGGUGCGCGGGUACUGUGCGCCUCCUCGCCUUUUGGGGGGUAAAGUGGGGGUGUGUCCCGGGCGCAGAGCGUCGGAGUGUCCAGUCCUAGCGGGGGAGCUUGUGUGUGCUAGCCCCUGCUCCACCCCCGCCGCCUCCGGCCCUUCGCUGGGGUUCUCGGCUCUCCUUCCCCCCUCCUGCCUCCCUCCCUGGGCUGCCUGCCCAAGCCCCAACCACCUGUGCACCAACUCCGCCCGCUCCGCGCCCCGGGGGGGAGGCAGGGGCAGGGCCACGCCGCAGAGGGGGCUGCCGCCGCCUCCUGCCUCCUCGUCGUCUCCUCCCCCUCCCCCGUCUGACGCUGCCUCCUCGGGAAGGGUGUUUGGAGGGCAGCGGCCGCCCCAAGCCGAAGCCCCGCAGCGCUUCUUAUGAUCAGCUCGGUGUGUGUCUCCUCCUACCGCGGGCGCAAGUCGGGGAACAAGCCUCCGUCCAAAACAUGUCUGAAGGAGGAGAUGGCCAAGGGCGAGGCGUCGGAGAAGAUCAUCAUCAACGUGGGCGGCACGCGACAUGAGACCUACCGCAGCACCCUGCGCACCCUGCCGGGCACCCGCCUCGCCUGGCUGGCUGAUCCGGAUGGCGGGGGCCGGCCGGAGUCCGAUGGCGGCGGCGCGGGCAGCAGCGGCAGCAGCGGCGGCGGGGGCUGCGAGUUCUUCUUCGACCGGCACCCGGGCGUCUUUGCGUACGUGCUCAACUACUACCGCACUGGCAAGCUGCACUGCCCCGCCGACGUGUGCGGGCCGCUGUUUGAGGAGGAGCUCACCUUCUGGGGCAUCGACGAGACCGACGUGGAGCCCUGCUGCUGGAUGACCUACCGGCAGCACCGCGACGCCGAAGAGGCGCUGGACAUCUUCGAGAGCCCGGACGGGGGCGGCAGUGGCGCGGGACAGGGCGAUGAGGUCGGCGAUGAGGAGCGGGAGCUGGCCCUGCAGCGCCUGGGGCCCCACGAGGGAGGCGCGGGCCCAGGAGCUGGGGCCGGGGGCUGCCGCGGCUGGCAGCCCCGCAUGUGGGCACUCUUCGAGGAUCCCUACUCCUCCAGGGCGGCCAGGGUGGUGGCCUUCGCCUCCCUCUUCUUCAUCCUGGUCUCCAUCACCACCUUCUGCCUGGAGACGCACGAGGCCUUCAACAUCAACCGCAACGUGUCGGAGAUCCUCCACGUGGGGAACACCACCAGCGUGCACUGGCGGCACGAGAUGGAGACCGAGCCCAUCCUGACCUACAUCGAGGGCGUGUGCGUGCUGUGGUUCACGCUGGAGUUCCUGGUGCGCAUCGUGUGCUGCCCGGACACGCUGGACUUCGUCAAGAACCUGCUGAACAUCAUCGACUUCGUGGCCAUCCUGCCCUUCUACCUGGAGGUCGGGCUGAGCGGCCUGUCGUCCAAGGCGGCCCGCGACGUGCUGGGCUUCCUGCGCGUGGUGCGCUUCGUGCGCAUCCUGCGCAUCUUCAAGCUCACGCGCCACUUCGUGGGGCUGCGCGUGCUGGGCCACACCCUGCGCGCCAGCACCAACGAGUUCCUGCUGCUCAUCAUCUUCCUGGCGCUGGGCGUGCUCAUCUUCGCCACCAUGAUCUACUACGCCGAGCGCAUCGGCGCCAGGCCCUCCGACCCGCGGGGCAACGACCACACCGACUUCAAGAACAUCCCCAUCGGCUUCUGGUGGGCCGUGGUCACCAUGACGACGCUGGGCUACGGGGACAUGUACCCCAAGACGUGGUCGGGGAUGCUGGUCGGGGCGCUGUGUGCGCUGGCCGGGGUGCUCACCAUCGCCAUGCCCGUGCCGGUCAUCGUCAACAACUUCGGUAUGUACUACUCCCUGGCCAUGGCCAAGCAGAAGCUGCCCAAGAAGCGGAAGAAGCAUGUGCCGCGGCCGCCCCAGCUCGAGUCGCCCGUGUACUGCAAGUCGGAGGAGACCUCGCCCCGGGACAGCACCUACAGCGACACCAGCCCCCCUGCCCAGGAAGAGGGCCUGGUCGAGAGGAAGCGGGCAGAUUCCAAGCAGAACGGCGAGGCCAACGCGGUGCUGUCCGACGAGGAGGCAGCCGGCCUCACCCAGCCGCUGGCCUCCGCCCCCAGCCCCGAGGAACGCCGGGCCCUGCGCCGCUCCGGCACGCGCGACAGGAACAAGAAGGCCGCCGCCUGCUUCCUGCUCAGCGCUGGGGACUACGCCUGUGCCGACGGGAGCGUCCGGAAAGCUCCUGGAGGGCGCUCCCAGCCAGCUGUGUCAUCGCAUCGGUUCUCUCGUUAAUGGACGCGCUCAGGAACAUCUUUGCCACGUGGUCACUCUGUAUUUGUAUGAGACGCAUGCUUUCAACCUCUUGGAAGUUCUGCUUGGACAGGUCUCUGUCUCCUGUCCAGGAUGAGAACGGACAUCGAAUUAUUGACACACCUGGAUGAAACAGAGGCUGGGUAAAUGUUGAAGGAAUGAAAGCGCCUGCUUGGUGGUGGGACCUUAUGUUUAAACUUCCAACCACAGUGUGUGGCGAGAUACUUUUCUGCCAUAUGCCCGGGGUCGGGGCAUGCACGACAGGAAAGAGGAGACCCUCUUUUCAGGACCCCGAACUAUCUGGGUGGUCCCCAUGAAGAUUCUCUGUUUUUGGGGGACCCUGAAGGGAUGUUAGCCAAAGCAAGUCCCUUCAGUCAGCUCAAAGGGGGGGUCCUCCUAGCUCCCCCCAGGAUGCUGCUGGAAGCAGGGCACCCAGAUAGGUCUCUCUGCCCCAGCUGUCCCCCUGGCCUGGGCUCUCGCCGCCCACUGCACUGUGAGGUCCCAACAGGCCACGCUGACUGCCCACGCCGGUCUGGGUACAGGAGCACCUUCGUGGUGGAGCUCAGAGGCAGGGCUGGGCUCAGGAGGGGGUCUGGACAGUCUCAGGAGCCUGCAUCCAGGCAGACAACUGCAAAACACUGUCUCCUCCCCUGACCCCCGCUCUCCGUCUCCACAGUGGGAGGGGCCACCGGCAGGUAGGGGCGGAGGUUGAUUGCGAAUUCCUGGAGGGCCUAAACGUGUCAUUUGUAUGCCUGGCACCAGCUGAGCGCUUCGCUGGGGCUCACAGGGGAAGCUCGGUGAAUGCUAAUCCACUCUCUGCGCAGCUCCAGCCGAAUCCAGUUUCCUCCAGGAGCCUGAGGCCCGGACUCUGUGGCCUCACCCCGACAGGGACUCGGCAACCCCGCCCUGGGGUCUGGGCGGGGCCCGCCGGCAGUCAGGCAGCAAAUGCAGAGUGGUGACCUUUCAGAAGUGUCACACCAAGCCUGCCCUGUCCACUGUCCUCACACACAAAAGAAAUGUUCACAGAGGCUUUGCUGCUGGAGAAGGAGAAUAAAAGCACAUAUUUUUUAUUGU